Messenger RNA from Aspergillus fischeri NRRL 181, 1197 nucleotides. Its product is annotated as putative protein kinase. The transcript is spliced from 5 exons. The coding region runs from base 1 to 1197 and encodes 398 amino acids. The record is from RefSeq and is a predicted model, not a curated record. Gene Ontology annotation, molecular function: ATP binding; protein kinase activity. NCBI's taxonomy places the organism in Eukaryota, Fungi, Ascomycota, Eurotiomycetes, Eurotiales, Aspergillaceae. Gene Ontology annotation, biological process: protein phosphorylation; regulation of mRNA processing; spliceosomal complex assembly.
AUGGCCGUCCUUCGCCGUCCCUCAGAGCCACGCGUUUUCCCCAGAUCAGGAUGGGAUACCAUCGACCCUUCAGUACCAGUUGAAGAAGAGACAAUCCCCACCUACAGACCCGAUAAAUUCUACCCGGUUCACAUCGGCGAAGUGUUCAACCACCGAUACCAAGUUGUAGGGAAGUUGGGGUAUGGAUCCAGCGCGACAGUGUGGCUAUGUCGCGACCUCUUGGAGCAUCGCUAUAUAGCACUGAAGGUCUACACGGUAUCAACAUCAGUGAUGCGAGAGAUCGAAAUUUACAACCAUUUAAGAACUGUCCACUCUGACCACGCUGGUCAGUCGUGCCUGCGACCGUUAAUUGAGGUUUUUCAAGCCCAGAGCCCUGAUGGAUGUAGUGUCCAUACUUGUCUGGUGCAUCCGCCUCUUGGGAUCAGCCUCGACCAGCUGGCGUCAUUGCUGCCAGGCGGGGUCAUGAGCUGCGCUAUGGUGAAAACCACUAUCCGGAAUAUUCUGGCCGCUUUAGAUUUCCUUCACACGGAGGCACGGGUUAUACAUACAGACCUGCAACCGAAUAAUAUUCUUCUUGGCAUCAAGGACGAAACCAUACUAUCGAAAUUCGAGAUCGCGGAAUUUGAGUCUCCCGUGCCGCGGAAGACCCUCGGGAACCGUACCAUUUAUCUUUCACGGCCUCUCCCCAUAUCCUAUGGCACGCCUGUUCUUUGUGAUUUAGGCGAGGCUCGACUGGGCACGGAAAAACAACAAGGCGAUAUCAUGCCAGAUAUCUACCGUGCACCGGAGGUCAUUUUGGACAUGAGCUGGGACUAUAAAGUUGACAUAUGGAAUGUUGGAAUGGUGAUCUGGGAUCUAUUUGAGCGCCGUCACCUUUUUAAGGCUCGGAAUCCUGAGCGAAAGUUGGACGACGGAUAUUAUCUUGCUGAGAUGCAGGCGGUACUUGGAGAUCCUCCUCUUGAGUUCCUCGCUCAGAGCGAAAGGAGCUUGCAGUUCUGGGACAAAAAUGGUAAAUGGAGAGGUGCAGCUCCCGUCCCGGAUUAUAAUCUCAAUACUCUGGAGGAGAGACUACAGGGUGAUGAAAAAGACGAAUUCCUUCGUUUCCUCCGACGGAUGUUAUGUUGGCAACCGGAAGAAAGAGCCACUGCAAAAGAACUUCUUUUUGACCCCUGGUUAAUGGAAGGUCUCUUUAAGUGA